UACAAAACCAUCGCACACCGCGUCGCUGGCCCCACUCAUCGUGACAGCGUCCGAGGAGACCACCUGCUGGCAGCCCUUAGUGGAGCCGAGUUAGUAGAGCCGAGCAGAACCGAUAGCACAGCCCGUAGUACAGCCGGGACGAGCAGUCGAGCGCCCCUGAUCGAGCCGAGCCGAGUCGCCCAGACCCCCUAAGCAGGCACCGCGGAACGAGCCCAGCCCAGGGCCCAGGAACAGCACCACACCCCAUCCAUCGUCCCGGAUACGUCAGACAGAAACAGGAUGCGCUGCCAGGCCACCGCCCCCCUCGCCCUGCUGUGCGCCGCCGUGCUGGUGCUCAUCGUGGCCUCGGCCAGCGCCGCCCCGGGGCCCGGCAGGCAGGUGCAGACCAAGCCCCGCACCAUCCGGGGCUUCAAGAACGUCGUCCUGUCCACGGCCAGGAACUUCGGCAAGCGGGGAGGCGCGCCCAUGGACGGGGCGCAGGGGGAGUUCGUGGACGAGGCGACCAUGCAGGCCAACGGCGCGGAGUACCAGCGCGCGCCCGGAAACAGCUUCCCAGUUCAGUGGUUCGUCGAGGAGAUCCAGAGCAACCCGGAGCUAGCCAGGAGUGUCGUUCGGAAAUUCAUUGACGAAAAUCAGGAUGGCGAGCUCUCAGCGGAGGAACUUCUUCGGCCGGUCUACUAGUUGCGUCCACCCCAACUUUUCGUUUCGUUGCAUACCCCCGUUCUGUUGACCAUCAGUUUUCUUAUAUCAUGGUUUCUCCGUCAAAUGCCAGCAGGCCUACCAUUUGCAUAAGAGGGUGCUUCCCCACCAGUUGCCAUGUUGAAGUAGACUGAGCUCUGUAUGUGGCAUGAGUCAUAUUGGACUUUUCUUUAAACGUAGAAGUAGGGCAGCGUGUACUAAUUUCCAUUCCAUACACGCAGUCGACGUCCUUUUAAUGUAAUUAAUUGUGAAUUGAAAGCAAUAUAUUUACCUACGUUUUGAAAAGGCUCAAAUUGUAGGGUACUUAGUUAAAGGCGCUUGUUAGUUGGGUAUUUUCUCUAUAAUUUAUCAGUUUAUGUUUUCAUUCAAGUGGCUGGAUGAACAUUUUUUUUAUUUAUUUUCAGGAAGCGUUUCUUUAGACUGAAUAGGUUUGUCAUGCAAAUUAACUGUAUUCGCUAUCAUACAAAUUUAUUUCCCCCCUCUACUUAUAACAACCUGCUUGUAGAUCAUAUUUUAAAUUAGUUGUCUUCACUUAACUGUAACUUUUCACGCAUAGUCGUUUUGCCACCGAAAGUUUAUUUCUCGAAGCAAUAUUAAACCAUAGCACCUCCCUAUGCAAGAUGUGAUGAUAAUUGCACCUUUGUUAUAGAACUUAAACGUCAAUUGUGAUCAGUGAUUUGUUUGCGUCAAUCACAAACAAAAUUUAAACUGGAAACAGUUUAAAGCUUUUUUAAAAUUUCUGCUUGCGAAUGACAGGAAACAGUUCCUCUCAAGACUGUUCAUGUUUUGGCUACAAUUUUACUACAAUUUCUACUUGCUGUUCACAUCCUUGCCCAGCCCACUCCACCUCAACAUGACGGCAAGCGGAGUAUAAAUUUCCAUACUAGUUCUACAUCAGUUCAGAACGAUUAAACCCAGAGCAGGUAGCACAUCAACCUCAGUUCCAGUAAGUGCUGUAUUUUUGCUGGAAUAGCAAAAGGUAGGAUCACCUCUGUACAAAGUCACUAAAAAUAAAGCAGUUCGAAAAGUCUCUUCUAA
Frankliniella occidentalis (western flower thrips) is the source of this 1737-nucleotide messenger RNA. RefSeq names its product allatotropins-like. Lineage: Eukaryota; Metazoa; Arthropoda; Insecta; Thysanoptera; Thripidae. Bases 280 to 681 code for a protein of 133 amino acids. The record is from RefSeq and is a predicted model, not a curated record. The transcript is spliced from 3 exons.